AUGGCUCCAACUAGUAGCGUGGGCCGCACAGCCACGCAAGGGUCGAAAGGGUCUGGAUUGUUCGAAGACGAGGAAUCAACCGGGGCUAUCGAUGUAGCGCCAAUAUCGAUUCGAAAGAGAAAGGCGUCUGAUUCUGGUUCCGUCCUGUCACCAACAAAAAAUGCCGCCACCCGUCAAAAGACGACCAGGGCGUGCGAUUCAUGUAAGACCAAAAAAACUAAAUGCACAGGCACGCUUCCAUGCACAAGGUGUACGCGCCUAUCGCUGCCAUGCGAAUAUAAUGCAGCUUACUCGAGAGGCUUGCCACCAGCGCCUUUACCUGCUUCGCCCACUACCCCCGUGGCGCCGGACCAGCGGAGGUCCUCCGAUGCUAGGGUGUCAGGCGGUUCCCGCUCCAGAGGCAGUGAGGGGAAUCCUUCUAUCAGGGAUUCUGUGAGUAGUUUCAGGGCUACUGCGAGUCAUAUUGAUCAUGCGAUCUCGUUACGGAAUUCACCGGAGCCUGGAUCUACGGAUUUUGAAGGAAAUUAUCUUGGUCCCGCGUCCGGGGUUUCGUUUAUUAAUCGUGUUUGGAGGCGCUUGUAUCAUGAUGAGACGCGGAUCCCUGAUGAAAUUCAGAAUGAGUCGUCGAAGAAUACUGGGGUGUUCAUGUUUGGUGAUAAGCCGUAUGUCUAUCAUGCGAACUCGGACUUUGAUUUGCCGUCCAUUGAGAAGGCCAUGGAACUGAUUGCUAUCUACUUUGACUUCUCCAUGGUUACUUACCGGUUUUUACAUCGAGGCAAUGUAGAGGGCUGGGUUCGGCAGAUGUAUGAGGAUGACAUCUCUAUAUCAAAUCUUCCUGUGGGGAAUAUGCUGGCCCGCACCGCGAUUGUUCUUAUGAUUUUUGCCGUAAGCACACUUCAUCAAGAUCCUCAACCUGGGGAUGUGAUGAAUGUCCAUAGUAAAAGUGAACAUUGGUUCACAGUUUCCAAAUAUUUGACCUCGCUGGAAUCGGGUCCUCCGCGGUUAGAGACUAUUCAGGUACGAUUGAUACAGUGUCUCUAUCUCCUAUCGUCCUCUCGAGCCAAUGAGUGUUGGUACUCGUUUGGAACCGCGUUGCAGGUCGUGACAGCACUUGGCCUUCAUCGCAAGUGGCCCGCUAAACGGUCAAAAAAGGGAUGUUCAUAUCUUGAGCUUGAGCUUCGAAAGCGAAUAUUUUGGAGCGUAUAUACACUAGAUAAAUAUCUAAGUAUUAUGUUUGGACGCCCUCGACUGCUUCAUGAUGAAGACAUAGAUCAAGAGUUGCCGGAUGAGAUGAAUGAUGAGGACCUGUUAGAAGAAGAUCCAACGCGCCGAACAGGAUCUACAGACAGCAUGAUGAUUGCCUCUGUCCUUCAUUAUCGGCUUGGUCGUAUACUGGGCGAAAUCUCCCGCCAACUCUAUAGCAUCAAUCCCCUUUCUGGUGCUUCACCACUUGACACCGCCAUUCGCCUUACAUCAGAACUAGAAAGAUGGAAGGAAAGUGUUCCUCCUCUCUUCAACAGCGUCCGACCUACCAGCUUAAUCCCACCACUAUGUCGCCAGAGUCAAGUUCUGCAACUAGCCUAUUCUCACGCCAUGAUUCAUGUCACCCGGUCAUUUCUCCUAAGCGACUUCACCGAUCUUAGUCGCCGACCACGAGAUCCUUCAUCGAUGGCCAGCACACAUGUACAAAAGUGCAUCCAAGCAGCCGAAGACACGAUGACGUUAAUAGAUGGUCUGGCCCAGCAACAAGUAUUCAUCCAAUCAUUUUGGUUCACACAUUAUGUGUGCUUCUGUGCGAUUCUCGUCGUCUACAUCCAUAUCAUCCAGCAGCACCGCCAAUCCACAGCCCCAAGUCCAUCGGCGGGAAGCCCUGCAGAUCCAGAUAAAAUGCACUAUCUCUUUGUUCUGGCACAGACAUGUCAGCAGCAUCUUGCUGAAGCAACACGGAAGAAUUGUCCUAGUCGGCGAUAUAGCAUUAUUCUUGAGGAGCUUAGACGUGAAGUGCAUCGUCAAAUUGGAUCAGAUGAUCAGGCUAGUAGUAUCGAUCAGACACCUGCUGCGUCUGAAGCACGUCAUCUGGUUCUGAGUCCCGGAAACACGAAGGGGCUUGAUAGAUCCGUUCAUUUCGAUGCGCAGAGUCUUGAUUUUGCGAGUAUGCCGGCCAUGUUACAGCCUCCUGAGCUUGGUAUCAACCCGAUAGAGGAUGCAGGACUGCUUGAGAGUCUUGAGGGGUCUAUUUGGUGGGCUCAGCUUGAUUCAUGGGUAUGUUUUGUCACUUGUUCUGUGUCUCUUCGAGAUGGAUAUUUACUGAUUCCUUUGCAGGCUCUGUCAAGUUUCCCAAGUGACCCGUCUGGUUUCAAUUUCUAG
This is a messenger RNA of Penicillium malachiteum, 2367 nucleotides long. Its product is annotated as fungal specific transcription factor domain-containing protein. Bases 1 to 2367 code for a protein of 788 amino acids. Gene Ontology annotation, biological process: DNA-templated transcription; positive regulation of transcription by RNA polymerase II. Gene Ontology annotation, cellular component: nucleus. Gene Ontology annotation, molecular function: zinc ion binding; DNA-binding transcription factor activity, RNA polymerase II-specific; sequence-specific DNA binding. The transcript has 3 exons. Lineage: Eukaryota; Fungi; Ascomycota; Eurotiomycetes; Eurotiales; Aspergillaceae. The record is from RefSeq and is a predicted model, not a curated record.